Messenger RNA from Carassius gibelio (silver crucian carp), 2846 nucleotides. RefSeq names its product protein-L-isoaspartate O-methyltransferase domain-containing protein 2-like. The coding region runs from base 209 to 1402 and encodes 397 amino acids. NCBI's taxonomy places the organism in Eukaryota, Metazoa, Chordata, Actinopteri, Cypriniformes, Cyprinidae. The record is from RefSeq and is a predicted model, not a curated record. Gene Ontology annotation, cellular component: cytoplasm. Gene Ontology annotation, biological process: protein modification process. The transcript is spliced from 6 exons. Gene Ontology annotation, molecular function: protein-L-isoaspartate (D-aspartate) O-methyltransferase activity.
UGACGUCAGUGCGUCAGCUGGUUUAUGUUUACAUCGCAUGCAUUUUUUUCGCCGUCAAGUUAGGCGUUAUUGUGCCUGCAUCCAUAUGUAAUACAUACGUAAUUGAUGGACAUUGUCGGUUUCCACGGGACAACCGACGAGGCCCGAAUACACACGACAGUGACAGGCACACCUCAGGGCGGUUCUUAGAAGCUCUUCUGCUGUCAUCAUGGGUGGAGCCGUGAGCGCGGGUGAGGACAACGAUGAGCUGAUUGACAACCUGAAGGAGGCCCAUUACAUCCGCUCCGAUCUGGUGGAGAGGGCCUUUAGAGCCAUUGACAGAGCUGACUAUUAUCUGGAGGAGUACCGUGACAGUGCGUAUAAAGACCUGGCCUGGAGGCAUGGGAACCUCCAUCUGUCUGCUCCGUGUAUCUACUCGGAGGUGAUGGAGGCCUUGGACCUGCAGCCUGGCCUGUCUUUUCUCAAUCUGGGCAGUGGGACGGGUUACCUCAGCACCAUGGUGGGCCUUAUACUGGGUCCGUUUGGUGUGAAUCACGGUGUGGAACUGCAUGCAGAUGUGGUCGAUUAUGCAUAUCAGAAAUUUGACUACUUUAUCAAAACCAGCGACAGCUUUGACAAGUUUGAGUUCUGUGAGCCGACGUUUGUGGUGGGGAACUGUCUGGAGAUCCCUCCGGAGAGCCGGCAGUAUGACAGGGUGUACUGUGGAGCAGGAGUUCAGAAAGAGUACGAGAACUACAUGAAGAACCUGCUAAAGGUUGGCGGGAUCUUAGUUCUCCCCCUGGAGGAGAAGUUGACCAAGAUCACCCGCACAGGUCAGAGCUCCUGGGAGACCAAGAAAAUCAUCGCUGUGACCUUUGCGCCGCUCGUCCAGCCAAAGCAGAAUGUCAAUGGCAGACCUAGGAGUGUCCCUUUACCUAUUUUUGAGGUGCGGACAUUGCAGGACCUGUGCCGGAUUGCUAUUCGCCACACUCUUCGGCAGCCCAUAGCUAUGGGGGAAGGACGCACAAAGAGACGGGUGUCUUUCCCAGGGGCCCGGGCCAUGCACCGCUACGGGCCCCGCUUCGAACGCCGCCGCUUCUGCCGCCGUUUCUACCGCCAGUGCGUCAACUCCGUGGUUCUCCACGACUCCAUGAUUCCCACGGCCAUGGACGACUGCAACUACCCUGGAGGAGUGGAAGAGGAAGAAGAGGAAGAGGAGGAGGAAGAGGAAAUCGGUUGCCGCAGAGCGAGAGAAGACCUGCCCGAGGAGUAUGAGGAAGGAUGCGGCGGCACCGAAGAGGAGAAAAGCAAAGGCGGCUGCGCUCAUGCAGAACCUCCCGUUAAUAUUCUGAGGGAGAAGAUUCUAAGACUCCCGUUACCUGAACCCCUGAAGAUGUAUCUGCUGUAUUACAGGGAGAAGUGAGAUAACACAUGCGGUGUAGUGCUAAGACGAUUAGAUGUGAAGACAUGAAGCCUUUCUCUUCUUCCUCCUCCUCUUAGCUGGAUUAGCAUGACAAUUAAGUCCUCAAUGAAUGACAUCAUGAUAUCCAUAUCCCUUUGAGAAGCAAAGCUCUUUGAUUUACGAUGUACAGAGAUGGAAUUGAAGAACAGCUCAUUUCCUGAAUCGCCUGAGCUCACACAGCUCUUUUUAAUUCAGUUUUCCCUUGAUUGAGAUUAUCAAAAGUGUACGAUGCGAUACAUUGUCCCUGUGGGAAAUGCUUGUAGCUGUGAGCUCUUUUAGAGUAGCAUCACUUUGGGAUGUGGCAUAGUUUGACAUGAAGGGAUUUAGUAUUUUUUAUAGCUUUUAGGUGCGGCCACAUUUACCCUAUUUUGGUGAAAUCCAGUCAUUUCGAUAGGAAUCUGCGCGACUGGGAGUUUCGCGCAAGGAUGGAAAAGUUCCUCACACACGUUGGUCAAGCAAGUUCCCCACAACUCAGCGGAAGCUGCUUGGUUUGAAAGUGACUUCUGUGUGAGAGGUGCUUCACGCAGUUGGAAUUUCGUACGAGGUCAAAUAAGUUCCUUAAGCAGAGUUCGUGUCAAAGCUGGUCAUGCAAAUUUGCCGCGUUAACCAACAAAAAGCUGCUUGAUGAGCUGUGUUUCAUGCAUUGCUACUCUGUUGACAUUGGUCUUUCUUUGCCUGUGAAAUUUUGCUUAACCUUUACACGAGACCCUAAAUUUGAACUCUUUUCCUCGCCUCUACUAUGUUCUCCCAAUUAAUGAAAUAACGUCUGCAUGUGUAGCGCACCCACAUUUUGACCGUAUUGGAGUUUGUGGUGGUAUGAAACAUUUCACAACAUGCAAAUUUGAUUGCCAUUGUUUGUGGCAUCACAUUUGACGCGGCAACUUUAUUCCACAAUCAAAUGAAGGCAGAAAUCAUUUUUGGACCCAGUUACUAUAGAAUCUUCAUCCGUCAGAAUUAUACACAGUGAUUGACAUUUACAAAAAAUAUUGUAAAGACCGUGUUAAAAUAAAGACAAUUUUUUUAGUAAAAUUCUAUUUAUUGAUAAUUGCCAAAAAUUCAAGGUAUAUGAAGCACUUGGGUAUUUUUCAUGGAUUUCAAUCUUUGUGCUCAGAAUCUUAGGCCCUACUCAGGAAUACUUUAGGAAAAUUUUUUUUUUUUUUUUACUCAAGAACAAAAAGACCAAAAUGUUAGGACUUUUCUAUUUUUAAGUUUGAUUUUCUGUGCAGGAGCUUUUCUCCUGAAUUCUCUUUGAUGAGACCAAUGCUUAGGUAGCCCAUAAAAUCCAGGAUAUUGGAAGAAAAGUCUUUAAUCAUCUGACAUACAAGCAUAUCUACCAGGUUUUGCUUGAAACAACUGUGCGCUUGUAGGUGACAGAACCUUCAAUAAAGUUUGAAUUUGCACACUG